Polypterus senegalus (gray bichir) is the source of this 3453-nucleotide messenger RNA. Its product is annotated as sialic acid-binding Ig-like lectin 14. Gene Ontology annotation, cellular component: membrane. The transcript has 7 exons. Gene Ontology annotation, biological process: cell-cell adhesion. NCBI's taxonomy places the organism in Eukaryota, Metazoa, Chordata, Cladistia, Polypteriformes, Polypteridae. The annotation marks the transcript as partial. The record is from RefSeq and is a predicted model, not a curated record.
AAAGACACCUCAAAUGGCACCUGGAAAAACAUCAGAGUGACAAUCGGUGAUGUGAAUAAGAGAAACUGCAGCACACAGCUGGACAGAGUUGGACCUCAGCAAGAAGGGACGUAUUACUUUAGGACUGAAGGAACAUAUAGCUAUACAUUUAAUAAAAAUGGUGUUAGCAUUAAAGUGACAGAUAAGCCACUGAUCACUCCAGUUGUCCCAGCAGUGGAGGGCACAGUCACCAGUCUGACCUGCUCUGCUCCAUCUUCUUGUACCAGUGACCCCCUAGUUCUGACCUGGGGUGACAAACUGAAUGGGGAAAAAACUGAGGAGUCCACGAGGGAAAAUGGAGCCAAAGUCACUUCUGUCCUGCGUUUUACUGCGUCACACGUCCACCACAACAAGACGCUCACCUGCACAGCGAGCAGCCGAGGACAACGCUGGACCAACAUGGCCACUCUGAAUGUCACUUAUUCUCCAAAAAACACUAAAAUUACAGGCCUUCCUAUCCAGAACAUACCAGAGGGGGGCGCUGUGACUCUGAGCUGCACCUCCAAUGCAAACCCGCCCAGCAGCUACACCUGGUAUCAUGAGAGGGGAUCAUCUGUGACCCAAAGAGCAUCUGGACAGGACCUGAACAUCACAAACGUGACCCUCGGUGAUGGUGGGCUCUACUACUGUGAGGCGAAGAACCAACAUGGAGGGGAGAACUCAACAGCAGUGACCCUCAAUGUCCAAUAUCCUCCAAGAAACACCAAAGUUACAGGCCUUCUUGUCCAGAACAUAUCAGAGGGGGCGCUGUGACUCUGAACUGCACCUCCAAUGCAGACCCCCCCAGCAGCUACCGCUGGUAUCAUCAGAGAGGAUCAUCUGUGACCCAAAGAGCAUCUGGACAGGAACUGACCAUCACAAACGUGACCCUCGGUGAUGGUGGGCUCUACUACUGUGAGGCGAAGAACAAACAUGGAGAGGAGAACUCGACAGCUGUGACCAUCGAAGUAAAGUCUGCACCUUCCUCCAUUGCUCAUCUCGUGAGUCUUGGCCUCGGGUCGGCUCUGCUGCUACUGCUGCUGCUUCUUCUCCUGGUUUGGUGUUUUAACAAGAAAGUAAAAAUGAACAAGAGAGCCAAGCAAGAACGAGAAGCACCUGACGGGAGCCAACAGAAUUCCUGUACAGAGACUGACCAAAGAGGAGCAGGAAGGACUGAAAUUGAACCUGCCAGCCCUGAAAAACAUGGCGUUCUUUACACUUCUAUUAACUUCUCUAAAAAGAAAAAUAAACAGAAACAAGAGAGUGAUGAUGUGUAUUGUAACACAUCCACAAACCGCUCAAACAACGAUGUCGUAUACGCUACUGUUAAACGUUAAACACAUUGGAGAAGCUCUGCAGUGUAAGUUUAGAAUAAUCUUAUAAAAUCAGUUACCUAACACCAAACAUGGCAACCAACAACAAAUGUUAAAGCUGAACAUCCCGCAUAUUUGGACAUCAAGAGUCGAGACACAAAAUGACUGAACUCCUAUGUCCUCCACCCAUUGCCUGUUGUAUCCAGCAGGAGGUCCAGGCUCCAUGGAGAGUAUUCUUGUAGACCUCCAGCCAUACUACGGUAGACGUAUUCCCUCCCUUGUGAUCACAUUUGAGACAUUCAGACAAGAAAUUACGGCACUGAAGAAACUUAAACUAUGAAUCUGCAUUUAAAGGAAGCUAUCACUAUCAACCACACAUGAUCAGCUGAAGGAAGCCCAUAGGAUAGUAUGAAGUCAAGUCAAUAAUUAUCCUUAUUGAUUCAUCAGAAUCUCGAUACGGACUUGCUCAAUGUUGUCGUUGGUUGUGAACAAGUGUACCGCUCUUCACGCUUAAUGUUUGCCCGGCCAUUUUUAAACUUCUUAAUCCAUUCACAAACACUCCACCAAGGUAAAACGCUGUCUUCAAAUUGAAGACUUGAGCGUACCUUAAGUUCAUAAAAAGACAAUUUCUGCUUACUGCUCUGCCUUUGGUGGAAAUGGAGAGCAGAGAGACCCUUUGUACAAACCGACUGAUCAAGAUCACCACUGUUCUACUGUGACCACAGACACACUGUGUUUCCACAUCUGCUCAGGAAAGCUGCACAGCCAACCGAAACAAACGUAUCACAAAAGUGUGCGUAAUCGCUGACUUACCUUUGUACAUUUGACUUAAAGGUCUUCGGUGGGAUCUUCGGCUAUUUUACAUCCAUCUUCAGGGGAGAUGGAGAGAUCUUCCAAAGGGAUGGACGUCAGGGAAUGACUUCUAUUUGUUUCUGAUUCAUUAGAUGAUUUCACUUAUGUUGUACACUUAAAGCUGCCCCUUGUUGCAUUUUAUACUAACAAGCACAACAUUACAAGCAAAGGGAGGGUCAGAAACAACAGCAACAAUUUCUAUCAUACAAGAGUGUAGCUCAAAGUGCGUUACAAGGUACUGUCAAAUCUCACAUACUGUAUAGCGCACACUCGUGUAGAAUGAGUUUUCAAGAUUUAGGGUGGAUGUCGACAUUUGUUGACAGGAGGGAUGAGGGCGAUAAUCGGCUGCAAAAGUUGAAAAAACUCACCGUUACAAUAAAAGUAGACUCUCUUUGAUUGGAGGAGCGUUAGACUAGUUGACUUGUGACGUCUAAUCCCUGUGUGUGCAUGAGUAGUGAUGAGCAAACGAUGGCAAAACUGGCAUCGACAUCUGGCGAGAGAGAAUCGAAUGCACAAAGCAGCAUACUGAGUGGAUGAUGUUUUUUAAUAUUUUUUAUUAUUUUGAAUUGGAUUCUGACAUGUCAGACUCUGAUUUUGGUGUGCGUGAUUCGGAGAUUGAGAUCAAAGACAAAAGUGUGAUAGCGGCAUCAGCUGAUUGGUAGGUGAUGCGUCUACGGCAACAUUCGCCUGGGAGGACCGCCACUCACAAUGACAAGAGGUACAAACCAGAUUGCAUCAUACUUCAACCUCAGCUGCUGCUGCUCUUCUACCGAUGCCACCCAGAUAUGGCGAACACACCAUGAGAGUGGCUACAGAACCAGCAACAGACAUUUUAUGUUGAUUCAUAUGUGAAUCCAUUGCUUUGUGCACUUUUCAGAAAAUAGCCCUUCACCCGUUCACCACACAACCGCUGCAAUAGACACACAAUGACAGUGCACUGAUUUAUGUGAGAAAUUAUUGCUUUAAAAUGAUGUCUCGUCUAUAAUGCACACUCCCUUUUUUAGUGAACUAAUAUGAGUAAAAGUUGUGUGCAUUAUAUAUGAGAAUAGCUGUCCACCGUGGCUUUGCCUGUGUAGUAGUGAAACAGGACAGUAAGUUGGGCCUCACCUGGCUCCCCACUCCUGACGUCACGCAUGCCCCUCUCCUCGGCCCUCAGCCUCUGUCUACAUUUAGCACGACUAUAUCACUUCUGCAAGUGAGCUAGGACUCUUAAAAUGAUGAGAGAAGUCGCAAAAUCAACCGGAAUGUUCAAGCAAAUAAUAGAAAAAAA